Ctenopharyngodon idella (grass carp) is the source of this 3775-nucleotide messenger RNA. It is a transcript of the gene clcnk, whose product is annotated as chloride channel K. Gene Ontology annotation, molecular function: voltage-gated chloride channel activity. NCBI's taxonomy places the organism in Eukaryota, Metazoa, Chordata, Actinopteri, Cypriniformes, Xenocyprididae. The coding region runs from base 182 to 2260 and encodes 692 amino acids. The record is from RefSeq and is a predicted model, not a curated record. Gene Ontology annotation, cellular component: membrane. Gene Ontology annotation, biological process: chloride transport; transmembrane transport. The transcript has 20 exons.
ACUUCAAUCUCACAUUGUUCCAAUUCAGUACCUGCCCAGAGGCAAAGCAGCAGAGGACGUGCACCAUAAAUAAGUUAAAGCUUAAUUUUCCUUUCAUGCUACAUCUGGUGACGCCAGGGUAAAGAGUUGAUUCUGACCUCAACGGUCUUUCAUGUGGAAUGAGUCAACAGGCUGAAAGACAAUGGAUGAGAUUUGUGUAAAUGUAAAGCGUCUUGAAGAAAAUGAAGAACAAUGCACACAUAAAGAUAAGACAGACCCAGAUACGGUGGAGGAAAAGCUAAUCAGCUCUAAUGAGCGUUCAUGGAAACCAUGGCAACAAUCGCGGUCACGCAUCAGAGAGUGUGUGCUAUAUGUGAAGAAGGUUCUGGUGUCUUUUGCUAGCAUGGAGUGGUACUGUUAUGCCCUUUUAGGGAUCAUCACCGCUCUAAUGAGCUUCUUCAUGGACAUGACUGUGGCCAAGCUGCUAAAUGCUCACCAAUGGCUGUACGGUUGUCUGAAGGGUCACCACCUGCUGCAGUUCCUCUGCUGGACGCUUUACCCAGCCUGCCUCUGUGCUCUGUCCACCGGCUUUGCCCACAGUAUCUGCCCAUUCUCUGCAGGCUCUGGUGUUCCUGAGGCGAGGGCUAUUCUCUUAGGGAUGGACAUGCCAGAUUAUCUGUCCCUCUCCAAUCUGUUUGCUAAACUGUUUGGCCUGAUAUGCACACUAGCUUCAGGCAGCACAGUCUUUCUCGGCAAAGUGGGUCCAUUUGUCCAUUUAUCUGUCAUGGUGGGUGCGUUCAUGAAUCGCCUGCAUGUUUCCUGUCGUGGUGGAAAGCAGAGAGCAGCUAAAGGAGAAAUGCUGGUUGUGGCGUCAGCAGUGGGCGUCGCGAGCUGUUUUGGGGCUCCAGUCAGUGGCGUUCUGUUCAGUAUAGAGGUGAUGGGGACUCAUUAUUCAGUCAGAGAUUACUGUCCCUGCUUCUUUGCAGCAGCUUGCGGAGCAAUCACCUUCAGGCUGCUUUCUGUCUGUAGUAGAGAUCAAGAAACAAUCCAGGCCCUGUUUAAAACCAGCUUCUCUAGUGAUCUGCCUUACCAGCCUUUUGAAAUAUUCAUUUUCGCUCUGCUUGGGCUGUUCUGCAGUAUUCUCAGCUGUAUUUACUUAUUCUUUCAUCGCUGGGCUCUGCGUUUUGUCAAAACAAACAAACCCAUCAGCAGAUUUCUGGCAACAGAAAAGGCACUUUAUUCAGCCAUUGUGGCAUUUCUCCUAGCCUGCUUUACGUUUUAUCACUCAGCGGGACAUUUCAUUGCUGCUGAGCUUACAAUGAAACAGCUGCUUACUUCACUGUUAGACGGCAAUUCCUGGUACACCGUUUCCCAGAAUGCCUCUGUCCUGCCUGAGCCUCAGAACACAUUCUGGCAGGCUUGGAACCCACCUGGCAGAAGUUACUUCCAAACACUAGGAUUUUUCAUUACUGCGAAGGUUGGGCUGUUGGUCGUGGCUUGUACUUUGCCUUUACCUGCUGGCUAUUUCAUGCCAGUUUUUGUUUACGGUGCUGCAGUGGGGCGUUUAGUAGGCGAGGGCUCGGCCUAUCUGCUCUCAGAUGGAAUCUCAUCAACAAAGAGUUUGAUAAACCCGGGCGGCUAUGCUUUAGCAGGAGCAGCCGCCUUCUCUGGGGCUGUGACACACACGCUCUCUCCUGCCCUAUUGGCUCUGGAAAUGACCGGCCAAUGCUCACACGCAGUCCCUGCUCUGGUUGCUACGCUGGUAUCCAACGCAGUAGCUCGCGCAAAGCACCGUCCAUCUUUCUACGAUGGUCUAUCCCUUAUUAAACAGCUUCCGCACUUGCCAUCUCUCAUCCGGGCUUGUCCAAAGUUGGCCAAUGUUCAGAUCAAGCGGUUUGCAGUCCCAGCGGGAGCCGUGCUGAAGAGGACAGAGACACUGACAAGUGUGCAGCACAUCCUAAACGACAGCACAGACACUGAAGUUCCUGUGGUGGACUCUCACGACUCCCCUAUUCUCCUGGGAACAAUCAACAAAUCACAGCUGCGGGAGUGUCUGGAAGAGCAUAGAAAUGAGGGUUCAUGUAAACAGCUAGAAGAAGUAUGUUCUAUUCAACCUGUACGGCUACAUCUGACUCCUGAAACCACCGUAAAGCAGGCUCAUUGUAUCAUGAGUGUCACGGGUGAGCAGCGUUUGUUUAUAACGGAGAGUGGGCGGCUGUGUGGCGUCAUCACAUGGAAAGAGAUGAAGAAAAUAAUUGAAGAGAUGGCAAAGGAAGUCUGAAGCAUGGACAGCAUGGACAUCAGAAUUCAGGACAGUCAUCAAUGUGUGCCUUCUAUUUUUAAUAAUCAUAGUUAAUAUUUUAUCUGCUGGAGAUUUUACAUGGAUCAUUAUGUGGGGAUCAAUGAAGAAUUAUUCAUAGUGAAAUAAUAAAGAAACAUUAUUAAAUGAAGCAGCAGUUUAGUAUGGUACAACAGGGAGAAAAUCUCUCCAAGGUAAAAUAUUUUAUUUUAUUUUUUUUUAAUCAAAAAUAGCAACAAACACCACCAGAACACUUUACUGAACAUCUUGACAAAAGGUUAAUUUUGAGGUAGAUUGAUCUACCUUAAAAUAUACAUUUAAAUAUAUUUUUAAAAUAUUCUUUAAAAGUAGAUUCAUAGGACUAAUGAGAAUAUCUAAAAUUAUGACGUAUAUUUUGUGACAAAAAAAAAAUGCGUUUUAUGAUUUUCAGUUUUUGUGAAGGUGAUUAAAUCAAUAGAUAUUUAAUAACCAUCUAAUAAGUGGAAAGAUUUUUGAUAUUGACAAAGCCCCUUUUAUUGCAUCUUGAAAAGACCCAAAUAUGCCACCAAAGAGAUUAUGCUGGAUGUAGAGGAAAAUUCAAUUAAAUGUUUAUACAUAAAUGUUGCUUAAAAUAUUUUGCUAAACCAAAUGUAUCUACAUAUGCAUAUUUUGACCUAUCACUGUUGCUUUAGGUUAGGUUAGUUCACCCAAAAAUGAAAAUAAUGUCAUUUAUUACUCACCCUCAUGCCGUUCCACACCCAUAAGACCUUCGUUCAUCUUCAGAACACAAAUUAAGAUAUUUUUGAUCAAAUCUGAUGGUUCAGUGAGGCCUGCAUUGCCAGCAAUGUCACCGAAUCUCUCAAGAUCCAGAGAGGUACUAAAGGCAUAUUUAAAACAGUUCAUGUGAGUACAGUGGUUCAACCUUAAUAUUAUAAAGCGACGAGAAUACUUUUUGUGUACUAAAAAAAACAAAAUAAUGACUUUUCAACAAUAUCUAGUGAUGGGCGAUUUCAAAACACUGCUUCGAAGUUUUACGUUUUAAAUAAAUGUUUGGGUCACGUGAUUUCAGUAAACACGGCUUCGUUUACGCGAUCCGAACCACUGAUUUGAAACAAAAGAUUCGUUAAGCUUCGAAGCUUCAUGAAGCAGUGUUUUGAAAUCGCCCAUCACUAGAUAUUGUGUCCAUGGAUUUUAAUCAAAGCAAACUUCUUUUAUUAUUUCUUUUUCACAAAUUGUGUUUCCCCACCAAUUUUAAAUAUAACAGAAUAUAUAUUCUUGAACAGUCAUACACUUUGCUGCCAGUUACAACUAAAGGGGAUAUUUAGGGCCCUAUUGUACCCUAUUGCUGUCAAGCAUUGUGGAUGGAUCCGAUGAAUAUUAUGUGCAUGUCUAGAGUUUGAAUGAAAUGAGAGAUCUGUUUGUAACCUCAUGCAGCUUGUUAGCUUUGUGAGCCUCACACUGGGAGAAAAGAGCAGAACAAAGGCUUCAAUAAUAAACAGCCUUCGUUUGAUUUUUCAA